Messenger RNA from Nerophis lumbriciformis (worm pipefish), 1905 nucleotides. RefSeq names its product lactadherin-like. Gene Ontology annotation, molecular function: signaling receptor activity; calcium ion binding. Lineage: Eukaryota; Metazoa; Chordata; Actinopteri; Syngnathiformes; Syngnathidae. Gene Ontology annotation, cellular component: plasma membrane. The record is from RefSeq and is a predicted model, not a curated record.
GCAGCAGUAGCAGAAGUUCUGCUAUUCGCUUCACUCUGAACAAACUUGACUGAACGAAGAGGAAAACAAACAUGACAGGAAAAGCUCUGUUGACUGCUUUCACCUUUCUGAUUUGCCUAUUUUCUGUCACAGGUGACUACUGCGAGGUGAAUCAUUGUUAUAAUGGGGCGACGUGCGUGACAGGUGUAGGAGAAGAGCCCUUCAUCUGCAUCUGUGCGGACGGUUUUGCUGGAGACACAUGCAACCUGACAGAAACAGGGCCUUGCAGUCCCAACCCUUGUAAGAACGAUGCUUCGUGCCAGGUGAUCGCUCCCACCAGAAGAGGUGAUGUCUUCAACGAGUAUAUCUGCAACUGCCAGCCCGGCUUUGAGGGAGCUCAUUGCCAGAUAAAUGUCAACGACUGUGCAAACCGACCGUGUAAGAAUGGGGGAAUGUGCCGAGAUCUUGAGGGAGAUUACUCGUGUCAGUGCCCGUCGCCCUAUGUUGGGAAGCAGUGCCAACUUCGAUGUAUCUCCCUGCUGGGCAUGGAGGGCGGUGCAAUCGGAGAGUCCCAGAUCUCAGCUUCGUCCGUGCACUACGGCAUUCUGGGUCUUCAACGCUGGGGCCCGGAGUUGGCUCGGCUCAACAAUCAAGGCCUCGUCAACGCCUGGACGUCGGCGACCAAUGACAAGAAUCCCUGGAUACAGAUUAAUAUGCACAAGAAGAUGCGUCUGACGGGAAUAAUAACUCAAGGUGCCAGUCGGAUGGGCACGGCCGAGUACAUCAAAGCCUUCAAGGUGUCGAGCAGCUUUGACGGAAAGACAUACAGCCCAUUCAGAAUGGACGGACAACGGCGAGAAAAGAUUUUUGUGGCCAACACAGAUAACGAGAGCACAAAGACCAAUCUUUUUGACCCUCCUAUUGUGGCUCAGUACAUCCGCAUCAUUCCCGUCGUUUGCCGGAGGGCGUGCACCCUUCGCAUGGAACUGGUGGGAUGUGAACUUAAUGCUUAUUCAAACACAACAGGGUGCUCAGAGCCAAUGGGAAUGAAGUCUCGGCUGAUCUCAGAUGGACAACUCUCAGCCUCCAGUUCCUUCCGCACGUGGGGCAUCGAUUCUUUCACUUGGCAGCCUCAGUUCGCCCGCCUGGAUAAGCAGGGGAAGACGAACGCGUGGUCUCCCGCUCACAACAACAGAUCCGAGUGGAUCCAGGUGGAUCUGGAGAAGACAAAGCGCCUCACGGGCAUCAUCACUCAGGGGGCCAAGGACUUCGGGGUGGUGCAGUUUGUGUCUGUGUUCAAAGUGUCUUACAGUAACGAUGGAGAGUCUUGGAGUAUGGUCAAGGACAUAAACACGGACAGUGAUAAGCUUUUUCAAGGCAAUAUCGACAACAACAGUCAUAUGAAGAAUGUGUUCGAGCCCCCGUUCUACGCCCGAUAUGUGCGAGUGGUCCCCUGGGAGUGGCACGAGCGCAUCACUCUACGCAUGGAGCUGCUGGGCUGCGAUGAUUAGAAACUCCUCUUCCUCUCUCAGCGCUUCAUCACCUUCGAUGCCAGAGAUUACAUUGUAAUGGAUGGAGAUCAUGGAGGAGAACAAAUGUCCUGCACUUUCUCAAUAGGAUUGCUAUGUAUCCCUGUUUUAUAUUGUAAUAUGUUCUUCAUCUUGCAGAUCUUCUACUGUUUGUGCUCCAUGUUAAGACAUUUCCUAUUCAUGCUCUGUAGGAACACACACUUUAGCAAGCAAACGCCUUUUGGACAACUUUUGUUGCAAUUGUAGAGCACACCGUAGCAUGAUGAUGCACUUCAAUAUCAAAUCUGGCAUGUCCAAAAAUGUGAAAAGAUAUUGUCCCGUUUUACACAUUUCAGAUAUUUUUUACGUUUUUUCCAAAACUUGUCAAAACUCUCUCAAAAUAAACACAGAACAACCA